This is a messenger RNA of Clonostachys rhizophaga, 189 nucleotides long. NCBI's taxonomy places the organism in Eukaryota, Fungi, Ascomycota, Sordariomycetes, Hypocreales, Bionectriaceae. The record is from the annotation of a GenBank genome assembly.
AUGGACAUCGGGCCGAUUACAAUGCUCACGAGGAUGUGGAAUGAGCAGGACUUGAAGAGGAGCGAGCCCGAAACCCUGCAGGCGAUGUGGCCCCUUUUGAGCUUCAUUAGCGGCAAUGGAUGUAUGCUAGAGUCUCUGAAAUCCUACGCGGCUAUUGUCGUGGAAGCUGAAGUUGACCGAGCCAAGUAA